Caenorhabditis remanei is the source of this 1548-nucleotide messenger RNA. RefSeq lists its product as uncharacterized. Gene Ontology annotation, cellular component: membrane. The record is from RefSeq and is a predicted model, not a curated record. Bases 1 to 1548 code for a protein of 515 amino acids. NCBI's taxonomy places the organism in Eukaryota, Metazoa, Nematoda, Chromadorea, Rhabditida, Rhabditidae. Gene Ontology annotation, molecular function: G protein-coupled peptide receptor activity. The transcript has 10 exons.
AUGGAAAACUUUCAAAAUUGCACUAUUCUGAAUGGUGAAUUGAACUUGUCCUAUAUCGACACCGACACACAGCUGACCUCUCUCUCACUCGUUUCCCUUAGUCUCUACGACGUUCUCGAUGGACCAUUCAUUAUGAAUUUAGAGAAUCUUCACUCUGAAUUCUGUCUGACUUUUGAAGAAGUUCAGUUUUUCCUGGAAAACUACGUGUCCUUCAAUAAAAUACACGCAAAAUUCUGUCCGGGUGCUGAGAGUAUCAUGAUAGACGAUAUGGAAAGAAGAGUUUGCCAAUUCAAAAACAUGAAAACAUUGGCGAAGUCUUGUAUUUUUAUUUAUGGAACAGUAGUCAUUGAUUCCGGUGAUGAAGAGUAUGUUUAUAAGUUGGAAAGUCUGGAAACUAUAUUUGGAUCGAUAGUGAUCAAGAACACAAAAUUGGUAAAUUUGAAUUUUCUCGAGAAAUUGAGGUUCAUUGCAUCGUUAGAAGACGGAUAUGUCAUGGAGAUAUUGUCGAAUCACAACAUGACAACUGCAUCUUUUCCUGAUUUGGGUAAUAUCAUAUCUCGAGGAAAUCGGUACGUAGUUUUGAAUGACAAUCCACUUUUGAUCACCGAUGACUGCAUGAUAUUCCCUAUCACUUAUCAAACAAAUGUUGCAUUCAUUGGAAAUAAUUGCGAGAAUUCGAUUGCUAAUGGUCAUAAAUCAGCAACUAUUUAUUUUUCUGUGUUUAUUGGUAUUUUUGUUGAUUUCACUGGGUACUUUGGAGAGUACGAUUGCCGGAUGCCAUCCAGUUAUUCAGAUAUUAUAGUUGCGCUGAUAGCUGGAAUGUUCCAUGAUUGCUGCCGUCGAUUAUCCACGUGGCUUGCUGUUCUAAUGGCGUUAGUUCGAUUGCUUAUCAUAAAAAAUCCACUUAAAUCUAAUAUGGGAUUCCUCUCAACACCCUCAUUCGCCAUCAAAACGAUUUCGGUGGUUUUUAUGUUUUGUUUUAUGAUCACGUUGUUGGUUUUUGGUCAAUAUGAGUUGUCGGAUUUCGGUACUUACGAAAUCCAUUUUUGUGAAUAUCUGCCCAGCAAUUAUAGUGUUCCAUAUGAUUGGCGACUUUCUACUAAUCUUAUGUUCGAUGACAUCCGUCCAAAAUUAGAACAAACCAUAUUAUUUGUUGAUGGAACUUCAAAAAUAAUACCUGCUGUAAUUCUCCCGAUUCUAUCAAUUCUUCUUAUUCGAUGCAUACAAAAGGCUGUCAAAUCAAGAAAAAGUCUGAGCAAAGGUAGAACAGAAUCUGAAACCGAGAAAUCCAUCAAAAUGGUAGCAUUAAUGACAGUAUUCUCGAUGAUCGCUGAGGGGCCGACUGGAAUUGUCUACGCGAUUACUUCAUUUUUUGAGGGUUUUAUGCAUGUUUCGGAUAGCAGAGAAAGACUAGAUGAAAUUUUGGUAAACUUGGCAAACAACAUUAAACGGAAAAUCAUACUUUUUGAGGUGGUUCAAGCGCCUGGAGGGAAUUCCGCAUUCUCAACAAAUCCACGUGUUACUCAUUCUAAUGCUGUCGUUGAUUGA